Molecule: messenger RNA, 3185 nt
Organism: Myxozyma melibiosi
Lineage: Eukaryota; Fungi; Ascomycota; Lipomycetes; Lipomycetales; Lipomycetaceae
Exons: 6
Coding region: 169-2886 (905 amino acids)
Biological process (GO): mismatch repair
Cellular component (GO): MutLalpha complex
Molecular function (GO): ATP binding; mismatched DNA binding; ATP-dependent DNA damage sensor activity
Source: RefSeq, a predicted model, not a curated record
CGUCUCCCAAGUAACGCGUCAAGAACCGGGUCUUUAUCGACGAUUGAUUGCUUUGAUUGUCUGAUAUGGAGGGCGAAUCUGCAAAGUAAGCAUAUUUUCACUAUUAUAUCAGCUGGCUUAAGUGAAAUCUGGUGUUGGUCUACUUGAUUUUGGAGACGUGGCGCAGAAAUGUCUACAAUACGAGAAAUCGAUGCAUCGUCGGUCCACAGAAUCACUUCAGGGCAAGUAGUCAUUGAUCUAUCAACAGCAGCGAAAGAGCUGCUAGAAAAUAGUUUGGAUGCGCACGCUACUUCUAUUGAGGUUCGAUUCAAACAAUACGGCCUCGAGUCUAUUGAAGUCAGCGACAACGGCGAUGGAAUUUCCGAAGAUGAUAUGGAAGGCAUUGUCCUAAAACAUCAUACCUCCAAGCUUCAGCAGUUUGCUGAUCUCGAGACCGUCGACACAUACGGAUUUCGCGGCGAAGCCCUCAACUCCCUAUGCGCUGUAUGCGCCAAGGUCCGCAUAACAACUUGCACGAAAGAAAGCAAGCCCCGAGCCACUCGAUUAGAAUACGACAGCAAUGGGAAGAUCGUCUCGAAAACCCGAGUCGCGGGUACCGUUGGCACUACCGUGACUCUUUCAAAGAUAUUCGAGGGGAAGUUACCCGUACGACGAACAGAUUUGGUAAAGAAUCAUAAACGAGAGUUUGCCAAAUGUGUUGCUCUUAUACAAGCGUAUGGGAUCGUUAUAUUGGGCGUGAAGAUUACAGUCACAAAUUCGCUACAGAAUGGAAGGCGAAACGUGUUAUUCUCAACAAAUGGAAACCCUACGAUCGACCGGAAUAUCAUCAAUAUCUUUGGAGCUCGGCAGUUUUCCGAGCUGCGACCGCUAUCUUUCUCAUUUGAAAUCACACGCAGAAGAUCGCUAUACUCGCAAGUCAAAGAAGAGCAGUCGGACCUGAUCAAAGUAGAAGGGUUUAUCUCUAACCCGGCUCCAGGGAGUGGGCGAAGUAGCCAAGACCGGCAGCUGGUGUAUAUCAACAGUCGUCCAUGCGUGUAUCCGGGGAUUGCAAGGUGCAUCAAUGAAUGCUACAAGCAGUUCAAUCCGACUCAGUACCCUCUGUUUGUGGCAAACCUACUGCUGGACCACAAAACUGUCGAUGUGAAUGUGACGCCUGACAAGCGUACGGUGCUUCUCCACGAUGAGGAUCAGAUAAUGGAUGGUUUACGGAGAACGUUGCUGGAAUUGCUUUCAGAAUCAAUGACUAUGAUCAGCUCAAAGACUCAAUCAACUUUAAUAGAUUCAAUCGCAAGCUCACCUCCUAGAUCCGGUUCAUCGAUGGCGUACGCAGUGAAAUCCGAACCCAGCGAUACGAGUUCGGGCUUCGUGCUGCACACCGACUCCCCUGAGCCAGACGCAUCUUUGAAGAGCGAGGAAUCUGAAUCUCGACAAGGAUCCGUUUCAUUGAUGGAAAGGUUUUCGUCGGAAGGAAGGAGUUCUGAACCUCAGACGCCCAUGCUUCGAAAUAGUGCAGUGUCGCGCAAACGAAAGCGCGGAUCAAGUUCUACUAAAUCUACAGAGGCGGGGAGAUCUGGAAUCAGUUUGAUCCAGAGAUUUUCGGCUACGAAGACUGAUCUUGGUGAUGGUGAUGGUGAUGAGGAAUUGGAGGAUAGUUUGAUGUCGAUUGGCUCUAUUGCAGACAAGGAGGAUGAGUCGGAUGUUGCACUCGAUAACGAAAUGACUGAUACACUGGUGACUACAGACACAACGCACGAGAAGACUUUCUUGGCUGAGAUAGCAGACAGAGAGGGGAAUACAGAAGCAGAGGAAGAAGAGGAGGAAGAAGAGGAGGAAGAGGAAGAAGAAGAGGAGGAGGAAGAGGAGGAAAAAGAUGAAGAGCAAGAAGAGAAGGUGGCGGUGGAGAUGAAAAAGAAGGAUGCUGGGGCGCGAUUAAAGGUUCAGACUAUCGUCGCGUCAGAUCUUCGUCAGACUGGAGAGGAUGAGUCUACAUCUGAACAGGUUUUACCUCCAGUUGCGUCGCAUGAUUACGAGACAGAAAGCAAUGAAGUCUCGACCGAAUCUAUCACAGACUACAAGACGAGCCGGGGGAGCGUGCAAUCUACACAUAACUUAUCUGUGGAAUUAGAAGUAUCGCUUGAUGCAAUCAUUGCUCAGAGCAAAUUGCUGAGGACAGCUGCGUCAGCGAAGAGCGAGAAAGGACAAACGCUACAAGUGGAAGUCGACGAGGGCGAGUACCAUCUGCAAGCUCUUAAUAUAUCAAAGACAGAUUUUGCGAGGAUGUCGAUUAUUGGGCAGUUUAAUUUGGGAUUUAUCAUUGCCAGGCGGGUCGAGGCCUCCGGAAAGGGUGGCGACGACAGUGAUGAUUUGUUUAUCAUCGACCAGCAUGCGAGCGAUGAGAAAUAUAAUUUUGAGCGACUGCAGAGAGAGACUACGAUAGGCCGGCAACCUUUGGCAGUACCUAAGCCUUUGUCACUCACUCCUCUCGAGGAGCUUCAAGUUAUCUCUAAUCUCUCGGUAUUUUCAGACAACGGGUUUGGACUGAAGAUAGACGAGGGAAGUGAGCCAGGACGGAAAUGCUCACUGACUGCGGUACCAGCGAUUAUGUCUAAAACGCUGGGUACUGAAGAUUUUAUGGAGCUUUUACAUGCAGUGAGCGAAUAUCCCGGAACAACGGUUCGCUGCUCUAAGAUUCGGCAAGCAUUUGCGAUGAAAGCUUGCAGGAGUAGUGUGAUGAUUGGUACAGGGUUGGAGAUUGACAAGAUGCGAAAGAUCGUUAGAGAUCUGGGUACGUUGGAUAAGCCAUGGAACUGUCCUCAUGGCCGACCUACUAUGCGUCAUUUGACUAGGAUUGGGAAAUGGAAAGGGUGGGAUUUGGAUUUGAGCUAACCCUAAGAAUACAGAUUGAUUGAGAGCAAAGAUAAUCCACAGUGUUAAGCAAGAAGAGAACGCCAAAAAUAUCCUAAUACAUAAUUUCUACCUAGACCAGCUUGAAUUACAUCAUACUCCAGAGGUGAUUUGCGAUGAAGAAGUUUGAGUAGGACUUGUCCAUGUUUAGGACAUGCAUGUCGUUGCUCUCUUGCGACCUGACGACUGCUUUGCUGUAGCCGCCGAUGUCGUCACUUUCAAGGCUAACGCCUAGUGAUCUGUAGACCUUGAGGAGUAAUCUGCAUUGUUAUAGAACAUUA